Molecule: messenger RNA, 1305 nt
Organism: Sporisorium graminicola
Lineage: Eukaryota; Fungi; Basidiomycota; Ustilaginomycetes; Ustilaginales; Ustilaginaceae
Exons: 2
Coding region: 1-1305 (434 amino acids)
Biological process (GO): RNA surveillance; ribosome disassembly; nuclear-transcribed mRNA catabolic process, no-go decay
Cellular component (GO): cytoplasm
Source: RefSeq, a predicted model, not a curated record
AUGAAGAUUACUUCACGGCACAUCGAGAAGGACGGCUCCGGCAGGAUCACCAUCGUCCCAGAAGAAGAUGAGGACAUGUAUCACCUGUACAACCUGAUCGAGCAAGGAGAUCGCGUACGAGCAGCAGCAGUGCGUCGAGUCCAAUCCGAAUCAUCCACCGGUUCGAUGGAGUCGCAUCGAGUACGUCUCAAUCUGACCAUCGAGGUAGUCAAAACGACAUUCGACGCAACAGGCUCGAGUGCACCCCCAGACCCAUCGGCCGCGGCGGCAGCAGCUGCGUCAACCUCUUCGACAGCAAACGAAGAAGAGGUGAGCCGGUCGGCUGCUGUGGGUGGCACCGGCGGAGAAGGAGCUACUCUGCAAGUGGCAGGAAGGGUGGUUGAGGAGAACAAGCACGUCAAGAUGGGAGCAUAUCAUACAUUAGAUCUCGAAGUGAAUCGAGCCGUCACCAUCACCAAAGAGAGCUGGGACGCAGUGCACCUGGAGCGAUUGGGCGAAAGCACCGACAUCAGCCAGCGUGCCGAAGUGGGCGCUGUCGUGCUAGGCGAUGGUACUGCAGCAGUGUGUCUAUUGACAGGUCACAUGACGGUGGUGCGACAACGCAUCGACGUACCGAUUCCGCGCAAACGCAAAGGGCUUCCGGCCACAGCAGCGGACAAAGCGACGGCCCGCUUUUACGUUCAAGUCUACAAUGCGGUGGUCAAGCUGCUGCAGCUCCCCGCUCUACGACUCAUCAUCCUCGCGUCACCCGGCUUUACACGCGAUUCGGUGUACGACUUUUUGUUCGAGGAAGCGACACGGCGAGGCGACAAGAUCUUGAUUGGUAGCGAAGCGCGCCGCAAGUUUCUCAAGAUUCACUGCAGCUCGCCGCACGUUCACUCGCUCAUGGAGGUGCUGCGUAGCCCCGAGGUUAACGCUCAGCUGAAAGACACCAAAUUUGCUCGAGAGGGACAGCUGCUGGAACGCUUUAUGAAGCAAUUGGCCAGCGAUGAGCUGCGCGCAUGGUACGGCGAAAAACACGUAUUGCUCGCUGCAUCUAGAGGUGCUAUUGGCGUGUUGCUGAUCUCGGAUGGCCUGUUCCGCGCUGCGGAUCCAGCGAGAAGGAAAAAAUUCGUGGAGCUGGUCGAGGAAGUGCGAGCACAGGGAGGGGAGGUAGCCAUCUUCAGUUCGAUGCACGAAAGCGGACGUCAGCUCAACGCCUUGACGGGCAUUGCGGCCAUCUUGACGUAUCCGCUCGACAUUGAAGUGGUGGAAGAGGAGGAAGCCGAAGAAGCGAGGAUCAAACAGGCCGAGGUCACACAAUAA